This is a messenger RNA of Saccharomyces kudriavzevii IFO 1802, 546 nucleotides long. It is a transcript of the gene ARG80, whose product is annotated as Arg80p. Gene Ontology annotation, molecular function: RNA polymerase II cis-regulatory region sequence-specific DNA binding; protein dimerization activity; DNA-binding transcription factor activity, RNA polymerase II-specific. Bases 1 to 546 code for a protein of 181 amino acids. Gene Ontology annotation, biological process: positive regulation of transcription by RNA polymerase II. NCBI's taxonomy places the organism in Eukaryota, Fungi, Ascomycota, Saccharomycetes, Saccharomycetales, Saccharomycetaceae. The record is from RefSeq and is a predicted model, not a curated record. The transcript has a single exon.
AUGACGUCAAAUAGCGACGGUUCCGGUACCAGUUUAGUAGAAGAUUCGAUUGCCGGCGAUCUUGAGACUAACGACCCCAGCGAAUCCGUGCGCCGGCUUUCAACUCCGUUGCUAGAGCAAGAUCAGGAGGACGAUGAAGACGAUGGCGACGUCGAGGAAGACGACGAUAACGACAAGUUCAGCGUGGGUACCUCCACUCCCACGCCAACCACAGCCAAGGCCAAGGAAAAUGGUGGCACAAGCACAAGUACGAUUACCAGGCAGAAGCAGCCGAUCAAGUACAUCGAAAACAAAACCCGCAGACACGUCACCUUCUCCAAGAGGCGGCACGGGAUCAUGAAAAAAGCAUAUGAGCUUUCUGUCUUGACGGGUGCUAACAUCUUACUACUAAUCCUAGCGAAUUCCGGGCUAGUCUACACGUUCACCACUCCCAAGCUCGAGCCAGUUGUACGGGAAGACGAGGGUAAGAACCUCAUCAAAGCAUGCAUCAACGCUCCCAAUUCUCCCGAUCCUUUACAGGCACAUGACCAGCCCUCAACCAGCUGA